AUGAUGCGAGGUUUUAAGCAGAAGCUGAUAAAGAAGACGACCGGCUCGUCGUCGUCCUCAAGUCAAAAGAAAAAAGAAAAAGAGGGCACUAAGAAGACUAGCGGAACACCGAGUAGUACGGCAAGUCCUAGUAUAAGUGCUAGGUCAUCAUUAGAGAAAAAAUCCUCAGGAAGUCAAAGCUCGACAAAACAAAGCAAGUCUAAAAGUUCCACUUCACAAGUGAAAAAUAGUGGAAGUAAACAAGCAGCUCUACAGCCAAACCAAUCCGUAUCCAAUUCAUCCACAAAAUCGAAGCAAGAGAGCUCAAGUGGUCUUCAGCAACAAAAAGCUCAACCGACAUUGAUAGCGGCUGCGGCGGCUCCUCGCUCUCCCACGACUGGUACCGCAAAUUUAGCCGUACCGGGGACAUCAGCUGCAGGAAAGGACUCUACGACUCCUAGUGGCAUUGACAUUCCCAGAUCUUCACAUUCGUUCGAGCGUUUACCUACCCCCUCUAAACUUAACGUUGACUCAGAUUUGGAUUUAAUAAAGACCCCCCAACGUCAUUCAUCAUCGCGCUUCGAGCCUUCACAAUAUACCCAUUUGACCAAAUUACCUCACUUUGAUGAUGUUCCUCCGGAGGAGCAAAUUCCGUUAUUUAUCGCAAAGGUUGACCAGUGUAACACCAUAUUUGAUUUCAGCGAUCCAAGUUUUGAUAUCCAAGGUAAAGAAAUUAAAAGGGUGACUUUACAGGAGUUAAUUGAGUUCAUAGUGACCAAUAGAUUUACUUAUACGGAGGAAAUGUAUGCGCAUGUGGUGAAUAUGUUCAAGAACAACCUUUUCAGACCAAUUCCCCCACCAGUAAACCCCGUAGGUGAUGUUUACGAUCCUGAUGAAGAUGAGCCUGUUAACGAACUGGCAUGGCCACAUAUGCAAUGUGUUUAUGAGUUUUUCUUGAGAUUCGUUGAAAGUCCUGAUUUUAAUCAUCAAAUUGCAAAACAGUAUAUCGAUCAAGAUUUCAUCCUGAGAUUGUUGGAAUUAUUUGACAGCGAAGACAUCAGAGAACGUGAUUGCUUGAAAACUACUUUGCACAGAAUUUACGGUAAGUUUUUGAGUCUAAGAAGUUUUAUUCGCCGCUCUAUAAAUAAUAUCUUCCUGCAAUUUGUUUAUGAAACUGAGCGGUUCAAUGGUAUUGCGGAACUAUUAGAAAUUUUAGGUUCAAUUAUCAAUGGGUUCGCUUUGCCAUUAAAGGAAGAACAUAAGGUGUUUUUGGUUCGCGUUUUGAUCCCAUUGCAUAAGGUUCGUUGCUUGUCGCUAUAUCACCCUCAGCUGGCCUAUUGUAUUGUUCAAUUUCUCGAAAAAGAACCAUUAUUAACUGAGGAAGUAGUAAUGGGUCUUUUACGCUACUGGCCCAAAACCAACUCUACAAAGGAGAUUAUGUUCCUGAACGAAAUUGAGGAUAUUUUCGAGGUGAUAGAACCAUUAGAGUUCAUCAAAGUGGAAGUCCCAUUGUUUGUGCAAUUGGCCAAAUGCAUUUCAUCUCCUCAUUUUCAAGUAGCGGAAAAAGUUUUAAGUUACUGGAAUAACGAGUACUUUCUCAAUUUAUGCAUUGAGAACGCUGAGGUAAUUUUGCCUAUCAUAUUUCCGGCUCUUUACGAGCUAACCUCUCAGCUUGACUUGGAUACUCAGAAUGAUGAAGACGGUAAUCCAACCUCUGAUCCUUAUAUGUUGGUGGAACAGGCAAUCAGUUCCGGUUCUUGGAACCGUGCAAUCCAUGCAAUGGCAUUCAAAGCGUUAAAGAUAUUUCUUGAGACUAAUCCCGCUCUUUAUGAAAAUUGCAAUUCGUUAUAUUUAACCAGCGUAAAGGAGUCCCAAAAGCGCAAAGAAGAGCGCGAAGAAAGCUGGCAUAAGUUGGAGGAAUAUGUUGACAAACUGAAAAUAAGCGGCCCUAGCGGAAGUGAGGAAGAGUAUGAGCAUGAGCAUGAGCAUGAACAUGAGCAUGAAAAGGACCUGGUUAAAAAGCAGUAG
Molecule: messenger RNA, 2007 nt
Organism: Lachancea fermentati
Lineage: Eukaryota; Fungi; Ascomycota; Saccharomycetes; Saccharomycetales; Saccharomycetaceae
Source: the annotation of a GenBank genome assembly